This is a messenger RNA of Mytilus californianus (California mussel), 6646 nucleotides long. RefSeq names its product RING finger protein 11-like. The record is from RefSeq and is a predicted model, not a curated record. The coding region runs from base 132 to 575 and encodes 147 amino acids. Lineage: Eukaryota; Metazoa; Mollusca; Bivalvia; Mytilida; Mytilidae. The transcript is spliced from 3 exons.
UCCUCUUUAUUUACGUCAACAUAUGCGGAAGGAUAAAAAAUAUUGGUGUUGUUUGAUGUGUUUUGGUGCAGAAUUUCGUCAACAAUGACCGAUUAAAUAAUCUACUUUGAAUGACAAAAUAUUUGUGAGAUAUGGGCAACUGUUUUAAAACACCAAGUACGGACGACAUUACGCUGUUACAUGACAAUGACAGCCAAGAUGGAACUCAGCAAGCAGCUCCUGUUCCAGUGGGACCUCCACCACCAUAUCAGGAGCGAGCUCCAGUGUAUUAUCCAUCACCCAAUGUCAGUCGACCAGCUAAUAUGCUUACAGAAGAUGAACAGAUAAAGAUUGCCCAGCGAUUAGGUCUUAUAAGUCAUUUACCUUUAGGAGUUUAUGAUGGAUGUAGUAAACGAGGAAAAGAGUGUGCAAUUUGUAUGUGUGAGUUUGUUAUGGGUGAAGCCUUACGAUAUUUACCUUGUAUGCAUGUGUACCACAAAGACUGUAUAGAUGACUGGUUAAUGAGAUCUUUUACUUGUCCAUCUUGUUGUGAACCAGUAGAUGCUGCACUUCUUACGACGUAUGAAACUAAUUGAUGGUACAUUCUUCGUUCUAAAAUUCGGUGCUACUUGGAUGAGGGAAUAAUUUGUUUACAGGCUGUGAUCUCACAAAGGAUAACAAAAAGGGCUUUCAAUAUUGUUGCAAUUUUUAAUGUUGCAGAUUAAGAAGUUGAAUGUAUUCUGAUUUUGUUAUAAAGUGAAGGAAGACAUUUUUAGUCAGUGAUUUGUCCAUUAGAUUAGAAGUUGUGUAAAAUGGCAGUCAAACACUAUUUUUUGGUUUGAAAAAAAAGAUCUAGCGUAAUAUUAUUAGAUUUGCAAUACCAAGGCAAAUUUUAAAGAUAAUUUUAGCUUUUUUUUCGAAAGAAAAUACAUGUGCAAUGAAAACUUAUGCAUAUACAUGUAGUUAUUGUCUAGUUUGAGUAUAUAUGUGUGAUAAUGUACAUCUGUGAUUGUAUGUAACAAGUUAUACAGGUCUGUUGUGUGUGAGUGCUCAAGUGUUCUUUUUUCACAUGUCUGUGUGUGAGUGCUAGAGUGAUUUUUUUUCAUGAAAAACUCAAUGAUAUUUGAAUGCUUCAGGUUAUUAUGAGUUGAAACUAACAUGUCUUCAAGAAAGCUCUUUGAAAUAUUUUCUUAUCUUGACUUCCUCUGAUAUUCAACUUAACAUUUAUAAAGUUUUUUUGUGGCUUUCUCACUAAUAUUUUCCAACAGUAUUUCACAUUUUAUCACUAAAAUCUAUGUGCCUACAGUGUUUUUUCUAAGAAAAAGGCAAUAUGCAUAUAAAUAUAACAAAAUAUUCACUUUAGAUUUCAGAAAAAAGACAAAUUUACUUAUUCUUGUUUAAGCUGCUUUUUGUGUACAGAAUGAAAGGAUGAGGGAAAUAACGUAGUUUUUGCAUUCCAAUUUGUAUCUUCUUUAGUUCUGUUCUGGAAAAAAUUCUACUAUUUUAUUUGUAAUUUCUUUUGUCUCAGUUUUUUUAUUUGGCUGUUGUUAAUUCAGAUCAAUGCACAUUUCAAGUAUCAAUAUAUUACGUAUAUUUAGGGAAUUCUAUCUUGCAAAGUAUAUAAAUUGUUACAAUCAUUUUUUGUGGUCUUUGUCUACCUAUUGAUAAUUUCUAGUAGAUAAAAUGGACAGCUGUGAUAAUUAAAUUUUGUAUAAUGUAAUAACAUAUGAAUUAUUGAUUAUAAAACAAAUAAUGUUAGAAAUUUGCAUAAUGUUGAAAUUGAUUUUUGAAAUCCAUCGCAAUCAGUAUUGUGAUUGAAGAUAGGAAAAAUAUAUUAGUCAGGAAUGUUGUAGAUGUUAUUAAGAAGUAUGAAAUUGAACAUAAUAAUAUAAGAUUAAUCUGUCUCAAUGUUUUCCUGGAAAUCUUUGGAAUUUUCAAGGUGUUUAGUUUAAGAAAUAAUAUCUGAUUUAUGAGUUAGUCAGACUAAUUUAGUUCUUCAAUUUAAGGGGAUAAACAUAUUUGAAAAGGAAAACAAUUGUAUUGUCCUUUUGAAAAACAAAAACCAUUUUUAAAUAGAAAAAUUGUAUGGCAACAUUUUGUGUCUUGAUAAUAUUUGUAAAAAUAAAGUCUGCUAUUUAGCAAUACAGUAAUAUGAAUUUUUAUUAUUAAUUAUAGAACAGGGAAGUAAAUUUUGUUUUUUUUUGGUUUCCUUUUAAAUAUCAAUAGAUACAUCUGAAAUUUUUUGUGUUUUGUCUGUCGAAUUCUAUGAAAUUAUUAAUGGCAUUGGUGAAUGAAAAUUCUAGUAAAUAAAAAUCAAACUUUAUCCGGCCUUACAGAGAAUAUUAUACAUGAAAAUGAAAAAAAAGAUGGAUGUUUAAAUAUUGUUUGUUUUAAUUCGUUAUCAAGUGGGGAUUGCAAAUUUGAAAGGACUUGGUUCUUCAUAAAAGUCACUCUCUAUAAUUCUCUGGCUGGAAGGAUGUAAAUUUUUUUAAAUGAUCUGAAAUUACUCAUUCAAAUUAAACAAAUUUCUGAAUUAAAAGAAAGACUCCAAAAUUUCCUUCUUCUGUUUUUAUUUAAAAGGAUAAGUCAGAUGGUGGUUUUUGUAAAGAAAGACAUAUCCACCUUAUAUUAUGCAUGUUGUUUUUUAUAUAAAUAUUUAAUGUGAUAUGAAUAAAUGGUAAUCUAUGAGACAGUAUUGCUGCAUUUAAUUAUGACUCGCCAAUUCUCCAAAAUGCAUUUGAAUUAUCUCCCUUUGGCCAUUUUCAUCUCAAUAAUUGAUAUUAUAGAUAGAUGGCAUAAUAAAUUCCAUAGCUGCAUUUAUACAUGUAAGUGAGUGUUUUAAUCUCCACAGAUUCCUUAGCAUACAAGGUCCAUGUGUUUAAGUUCAUCAGUGAGAGUCCUCAGUCUUAAGAUUACUGACUGUUUAUGUUGUUUUAUAGUGAUUCAGAUUAAAAGUAUCUCAAUCUGUAAAUACAUUUUACAAAAGUUAUUGUUAAAACCUUAAUAAAUUAUUAUCAUUCAAAAAUGGAUAUGCUUAUAAAAUAGAUUAUGUUAUAUUGUUAUAUACAAUGUAUAAAGUUUUUCCUAUUUUUUUGUGCAAGGGUUGAAAAUAUAGCUUAAAUGUAGUAUGAGGUCCCGACUGCCCUUUUCAAGUGAUACCUCUGAAAACUGUCCUUCAAACUGUGAAUUUAUGUUAUUGACCUUUCUUCUACUUCAAUUUUUCUAGAAUAUAGGCAUAGAAGUGCCACAUCACUUAAAUUUAUUUACGGUCACAAAAUCUGUGUUGAUGUAUUUCAGAUAAUGUUUGUCAAAUUUGUAUAGUGGGGAACCAGUUCCAGUUUAUUAGUAAUUUAGUUACAUCGAUUUCAAAAUUACUUUAUCUUCCAAUUUAAGUCGAGAUAAAAACCUCAGAAUGAAAGUAGACAGAUAAUUUGUUUCAGAGUAAAUAUAAAUAGUAAAAAAUAUCAAAAUUCAAUAUAGGAGUAAUAAUGGCAAUAUAUAUCUCAAACCAUGGAAAUGGCUUUAUUUCAAAUUAUAAAUUAUGGUAUUGCAGAGUUUUUUCUGCUUCCUGGGAUUUCCAUUUAUAUUCAAAUUAUCUUGAAUGAUCAAAGCUAUGUUGUCUUGGGAUGAAUUUACAUAAAAUAUAUUGCACUGUCUGCUGAGAUAAAUAUUCUGUCAAAAAGAUAUACAUAUUUUAAACAAAUUAUUUUUGAGUGCAGUUUGUGAACUUUGUAUGACUGCAUCUGCAUGAAGAUUUAAACAUUUGUAUUAAAAUGUUCAAUAUUUGAAGGUUGAGUUGUAUGUUAUAAGAAAUAGUACCAAUAUUAGGAUUUCUCUGAAGCAUCUGGUACAGUUCCAAAACUUUUAUGAUUUUACUGUUGGUAAUAAGUUGUAGAUUAAGUUGUCUUUGUGUUUCAAAAUGAAAUACUUCAGUCAUUCAGAACCUGAAUGUGAAACCAAUAUAUUGUAAUGUUAUAACUUAAUUACUCAAUGUAAAUAUUAUAUUACAAUGUUAUAACUUAUUACUCAAUGUUUUUCUUUCUCAAAUAAGUUUUUAUGCAUGAAACAGAAAUGACAAUAUUUGGACAAUUAAGGAUGUUUGCUACUCUUCUUCAAAAUAACAAGCUUUUUAAAAGACUGCUAUAAAUCGAUAGUAUAUAAAUAAAGGAACUAAAAAAGCAGAAAAAAUGAAGGGUCUGUGUGCUUGUUUUCAAGAUAUAAGCCAUUGAAAAUUUGGCUGGAAAAAAUUCUCUCUUGACUUUUCAUACAUUUAACAUUGGCACCUUUUUUGUUUCAAAAACUGUGAAAAAAUAACAAGGAUUCUAUAGGAUUUUCAAAUAUGGCUUUUUAAACUAUAUGUAAUAAAAUUAUAAAGAGAAAAGUAGGGGUUAGCGGGCCAAAUUUUUAAUGGCACUACAUGGAUAAAACCAGAGGAUUCCGAAUAUCUGGCAAACUUUUAAAUAGCCUGGCAUCCUGACCCAAUCUAGUACUUCGUCGAUAGGGCCAGGCGUAAUACAAUCCACAUGACCAACUAUCAGCUCUGAACAGGACUGAAUUACUGCGCAUGUGCAUGUUCUAUAAACAAGAAAUAUAUCGAUCACAUCGUUAAUUAACUGGUGAUUCAAGAUGUUAAUCAAUAACGUUUGGAUUAUAUUGUUAAAUUUUUCGAAAUUUGCAUUUCAUAUGAAAUUUGAAAUAAUUUUCAAUAAAUUCGUGGCAAUACAAAUAUUUCCCGCCAUGUGUCAAGAAAUGACGCUAUCCCAGGAUGCAUCAUUCUAACAUCCAAUUAACGAAACCAUGUCGUUGUACUUCGCCUGGCUCUACUGUCGAGCAGUGAGCCAGGAUCCCAGGCUAACAUUUAAAAACAAGAGGAGUGAACAUCCUUAAAGCAAAUAUUUUAAUGUUAAAAUUCAAAUCGACAUUUUUAAUGGUAAAAAUUAUUAGAUUAGGAACUUUUUUUCUUGAAUCCUUAAACCAUAACUCUUAUCAUAUCCAUGUAAUAUAUUGUUUUUGUAGAGUUCUAUAUUUAUUUCCUGAAUUAUCUUGGAAGUUGUCCAAUUUUCUGUAAAUCCUUUUGAUUUCUUACAUACUUUGCUUUAUUUUUCCUAUCCAGUUAAAAGAUGGAAUAUUUAAUGGGUAUGCCAUAGUUUUAACAUUUAUUUGAUCCUAGUUAAAACUCACCUUAUAGCUAGCGAAAGAUUUGAAUUUAUAUGCCAGAUGUGAAUUUUUCUCAGAUUUAUCAUUAACUAAAUUCAAUUGAAAUUAAUUUCCUGGUAGCUCAGUAAUAUGUUUUAAAAUUUAAGGGGAAAAUUGUGUUCUGGGCCUUUCUAUGUUCAUGACCAAAAUUUCAGCAUUUGGUUACCAAAUUUUGGUAUAAAUCACCCAUUUAUAAUUUUAUUUCUUAUGAAUAAGAAAAAAGUCUUCAUAUUAAAAUUCAUAGUAAAGUCAUUACAGAUUACUUGUGUUCAUUUUCUUUACCAAAUUUUAAAAUGUGUCCAUAUAUACUAGUUUAAAAUUUAGAUACUUGUUUUUGUACACAAAAAUAUUUUUACAUAAUUUCUUAUACAUGCACUAGUUAAAAUUUAACAAGUAUAUUAACAGAAGUAAAAACUUGAUUUCAAGUUGGGAAUACUUCGUUUUUCUUGAAAAUUCUUUGAUUUUCUUGACUUGUCAUAUUUUUCAUCUACAAUCGAGGGUCUGGAUUGAGGUCUUCAUUUCUUUGUUCUUUAAUUAUUUAGGCCAUUCUUCUCUAUUCUUUGUUUCCAUUAUUUAUUAUUUUGGCCAAUUUUUCUCUAUUCUCUAAAUCCCAUUCAGACCCUCAUAUACAAACCCUUAUGGGAUUCAGUGAAGGGUCGUUCGUUAAUUCAGAUAUGAUUCAUUUGUUUGAACGAGGGCUCACGUUAUAAUGGUUCUAUUUAUUGGUUUUUGUUAAAUUUAUUUAUUAAGGUUUAUGUUGUGUUAGAUUGUAUUCAGUUUCAUUAUUUUUAUUAUGUUAUUAAUAUUUUAAGCUUGUUUGUUAAUUUUAUGUAAAAAUAUGUGCUCUUAUGUGAUUUUCUUUAUGAUUUAUAUGUACAAAAUGUAGCUUUACUCUUAUUGUUUUCCAGGGCUUUAAAUUCUAUACAUGCACUUGCAUUCAUUGCUUUGAACUCCAUAUCAAGAAAAAUGUUUAAAGCAUCUGUAAUACGAGCCUUCAUGACCUUGAUUUUCUUGAAAUAUGUGUUAAAAUUCCAUAUAUUAGGUUGUUUUUUUUAAAAUGGCAAAAUGUUCAUUUCAUUUUUGGAGUUAUAAACUAUUAUAAUUGUGGUAAUUACAAAAAAAAGAUAUACAUCAUUUUAAACAAAGAGUGAAAAUGUGAAAGAUCCUCUUUUUUCCAGGUCACAAUUAAAGUAAAAAGGAACAAUUACUUAAUUGUUUGAUAAAAUGAUGCGAUAAUUUUGUUCUUGCAUUUCUAUUAUCAAAUUUUUUAUAUAUUUAUUGUUUACGAUGGACAUAAUGGCUUUGUUUCUAGGAAAAUCAAAUGAUUUUUUACAUUUCAAUCAUUAUACAUUUGUAUGAGUGGUCAUAUUUAAAGUAAUCGUUUUACAUGUUUUUUCAUCUUGACUAUGUUAUAUGAAAUUUUUCUCUCACAACAUAAUGUGAGAAAGAUGAAUAAAAGAUCUUUAAAUAA